UGCAAAUUUAACAAGUUCCCAGCUUGUACUGCUGAGAAUGCUGUUCUUGUUCAUUGGUAAGAGAGAUUCGGUAGAGUUGUUGUUGUUGUGCAUGUCAAUAUGGGCAAUUGCUGGGGAUCUGAUUCUAUUGGUCAAGAAGCUAGCCAUGUUUACAGCUCCACCAAUAUCCCCACCACCGGAGGAACAUCGAAUAACAUGGCAUCAUCUGCCACCAGCAGCGUUAGCAAUUGCAGAAGUCAAUUUUCUCAAACCGUAAGUGAAAUCGUGGAGGAGGAAAACCCCGAUGGGCGGAUCCUGGAAACACCGAACUUGAAAGUCUUUACCUUUGCAGAGAUGAAGACUGCAACUAAGAAUUUUAAUACACUUUUGGGGGAAGGGGGUUUCGGCAAAGUGUACAAAGGCUGGUUGGACGAGAAAACUUUAGCACCCUCCAAGGCUGGCUCUGGAAUGAUCGUUGCCAUCAAGAAAUUGAAGCAAGAAAGUGUUCAAGGCUUCCACGAGUGGCAGUCAGAGGUGAACUUUCUAGGAAGGUUAUCUCAUCCCAGCUUGGUUAAGCUGUUGGGGUACUGUUGGGAGGAUACAGAGCUGCUCCUUGUGUAUGAGUUCAUGCAGAAAGGAAGCUUGGAGAACCAUCUAUUUCGACGAAAUCCUGCAAUUGAACCUAUGUCUUGGGAAACCAGGCUUAAAAUCGUCAUUGGAGCCGCUCGAGGUCUAGCGUUUUUACACUUUUCGGAGAAGGUCAUUUAUAGGGAUUUCAAGGCCUCUAAUAUAUUGCUUGAUGGGAACUUCAAUGCAAAAAUAUCAGAUUUUGGCUUGGCCAAAUUGGGGCCUUCAGGUGGAGACUCGCAUGUAACGACCAGGGUUAUGGGAACAUAUGGCUAUGCUGCACCUGAAUACAUCGCAUCCGGACAUUUGUACGUUAAAAGCGAUGUGUACGGAUUUGGUGUGUUGCUUGAGGUGAUGACAGGGCUGAGAGCAUUUGACACAAAGCGCCCGGAAGGAAAGCAAACUCUGGUGGAUUGGCUUAAACCAACACUAGCACACAAAAGAAAGCACAAAACAAUAAUGGAUGCUCGGAUCGAGGUUCAGUAUUCAUCCAAGGCCGCAUCGCUAACAGCUGUGCUUACCCUCAAAUGUUUAGAGCAUGAUCCUAAAAACCGUCCGUCCAUGAAAGAAGUUGUCGAGGCAUUGGAACGGAUCGAAUCGCUUAAUAAGGAAAGGCCAAAGGACACCUCCAGAUCCGGCUCCAUUCAUUCCUGGACUACUCCUAGGCAUGGAGAACAAGGUAGUAGUCAUCGUUCCGCAGGAUCAAUCCGAGGGAAAAGAUAAGUAAUCAAAGAUCCU
Molecule: messenger RNA, 1344 nt
Organism: Hibiscus syriacus
Lineage: Eukaryota; Viridiplantae; Streptophyta; Magnoliopsida; Malvales; Malvaceae
Product: probable serine/threonine-protein kinase PIX13
Exons: 6
Coding region: 100-1329 (409 amino acids)
Biological process (GO): protein phosphorylation
Molecular function (GO): ATP binding; protein kinase activity
Source: RefSeq, a predicted model, not a curated record